AUGUUCUCUCGAAGCGUCGUGUCCGCGAGCAGACAACGCACAAAAGCGUGUGUCCAUGCCCCGUCACGCGCACUAGCGUCGGUCGCGGAGGCCUCUUCGUCCACCCAGGCUGGCAAGCCGUCGACCGAACCUGUCAUUAACGCUGCGGUCGUCCUCAACCGUUCGCCCAUAAUCACGCGCACACCCACCCCCUUCGAGCGGGCAUACUACGCCUACCAGUCGCGUAUCCGUCGCGCGUUGUUCAACCCCUUCCCCGCCGAUUUUUACUUCAAAUCGGGCACGCUGCUCGAAAAGCAGUUCGAGCGACGAGAGAAGAUCCGUGAACGCGAGGCAUUUGGUGGGAAAUGGUCGUUCAAGGACGGGAGGAGGUCAAGCAAUGUGGACGAGUUCGGCGAACUUCCAGUGGGGGCGGAGUCGGCUGAGCUGGGUGAAGAGGUCCUGACGCCUCCUGCCCCACGGGUACAUGAGUCGGACAGGACUGGUGACGUGAAGAGCCUGGAUCGGAUGGGUGAGCGGAAUCUUUAUCUGCUCGUCCAGGGGAAGGACCGUGCAGGCAAGUCGAUGUGGAGGUUUCCCGAGGGCAGUCUGGAGAAGGGCGAGCUGCUGCAUCAGGCUGCGGUGCGAGACCUCUACGCGGAGUGCGGUGAGAACAUGGAUGCAUGGAUGGUGGGCAGGAAGCCUAUUGCCAUGCAUCAGCCAUCGGGCUCUGAAAACGAGCGUCGUCAUUCAAUUCGUCCGCAGGCCUACACGUUCUUCCUUAAGGGCCACAUUCUUGCUGGCCAGGUCCGCCCCGGGAAGACUGUCUCCGACUUUGCAUGGCUAACGAAGGAGGAGAUUGAGUCUCGUGUGGACAAGGCUUACUGGGCGAGCGUGAAGGAUAUUCUAGCUGAUUUCUAA
Messenger RNA from Epithele typhae, 897 nucleotides. Its product is annotated as 39S mitochondrial ribosomal protein L46-domain-containing protein. Lineage: Eukaryota; Fungi; Basidiomycota; Agaricomycetes; Polyporales; Epitheliaceae. Gene Ontology annotation, cellular component: mitochondrial large ribosomal subunit. The record is from RefSeq and is a predicted model, not a curated record. The transcript has 4 exons. Gene Ontology annotation, molecular function: structural constituent of ribosome. The coding region runs from base 1 to 897 and encodes 298 amino acids.